AGCCUAGACUUAACUCAGGCCUUUAAAAAAGUAGAGAAGGCCUCAUUCAUAGGUUGGCAAGGCCUAGGCCGCCUGCCUACCUAAGGCUAAGACCUUCUCUUCUUUCUACUUCAUUUAUUAGCAGGAAUCAAACGUCUGGAUGUAUUUCCAAGAAAAAAUAUCUUUGAAUAAUGUUUGGUACAUCUACAUCUGGAUUUGGGAGUGGCGGUAGCUCAUUGUUUGCUUCAUCAGCAGCAGCCGGCAACCACAAUCCAAUGAAAGACAUUGAAGUGACCACUCCACCCGAUGACAGCAUCAGUGUCAUUAAAUUUAGCCCGCCGACCAUUCCCAACACAUUCUUAAUUGCAGGUUCAUGGGAUAAUAAUGUUCGUUGUUGGGAGAUACAACAGACUACUGGACAGACAGUACCAAAGGCUCAGCAGACACAUGCAGGACCUGUACUUGAUGUUGCUUGGCAUGAUGAUGGCACAAAAGUGUUUACAGCUUCUUGUGACAAAACAGCAAAAAUGUGGGAUCUUGGAAGUAACCAAGCAAUUCAAGUUGCACAGCAUGAUGCACCUAUCAAGUCCAUCCACUGGAUCAAAGCUCCACAGUACACCUGCGUCAUGACAGGUAGCUGGGAUAAAACACUUAAGUUUUGGGAUACAAGAACGCCUCAGCCAAUAAUGACCCUUCAACUUCCAGAACGGUGCUACUGUGCUGAUGUAGUUUUCCCAAUGGCUGUGGUUGGUACAGCAGGGAGACAUAUCUUGAUUUAUCAGUUGGACAACCAACCUGCUGAGUUCAAGCGAAUGGAAUCACCUCUCAAAUAUCAGCAUCGUUGCGUAUCAAUAUUUAAAGACAUGAAGAAAAACACACCUGUUGGCUUUGCACUGGGAAGCAUUGAAGGCCGAGUUGCCAUCCAGUUUGUCCAAGCUGCAAAUCCGAAAAAUAAUUUUACAUUUAAAUGUCAUCGUAGCAAUGGAUCAGCUUCAUAUCAGGAUAUUUAUGCGGUGAAUUCCAUUGCUUUCCAUCCGGAGCAUGGCACUCUGGCAACAGCAGGGUCUGAUGGAAUGUUCAGUUUCUGGGAUAAAGAUGCACGCACCAAACUGAAGACAUCAGAUCAAAUGCUUCAACCAAUCAUAAGCUGUGACUUUAAUGCUCAGGGUAACAUAUUUGGUUAUGCUGUAGGCUAUGAUUGGUCAAAGGGACAUGACUUUUAUGACAGUAAGAAAAAGAACUGCAUCUUCCUGCGAGGGAAUGCAACAGAUGAACUACGACCAAGAAACAGGAAAAAAUAGAUUCCAAUAAUUUUUUGUACUUUUUUUGUUUAUAACAAAGGCUCAUUGUAAAUGUAAAUACUGCCCUCAUCUCUUUUGUGUCUCCUGUAUGUUAAUGAAUAAUCUUUAGUUUGUGUAAAUGGAAGAUGACGCAAACGACAGUAAUGAAUUUAGUAAACAGAAAAAGAAAGAAAACGAAACGUAUGAGAAAGUUCAGUGGCAACUAAAAUCAUUAUUCAUGCAAAAAUACGGGAAAACAUUUUUUCAUGGAGUAGCUUGAUGGAUCUUUUUUUUCCCCCAAUUUCAGUGUGUAUACUAUCGCCAUGUGGCUGAAAUAGUUUUCUACUGAACAAGUCACCAGUUUAUUAUAGAAUAACUAAAGAAUAAAGAAAUUAAUUAUUACUUUUUUCUGAACUAGGAGAUGUUAUAACAAUGGUAAGUGGGAACAUAGUCUCUGGAAUAUAGAAAAUCAAAUAUAAUACAGAUAUAAUUAAAUCCUCACCAAAUUUAUUGUUGUUGAUUUUCAUUUAACAAAUCACUAGAAUCAUAAUUUAUAUCAUUCAUUCAAUCCCAUAAACCCUGGCUGAGGUUGUUGGGGCCCUAAUGAUGAUGUCUUGACAAUCUCGCCACUGGUCACGGUCAUGCGCUACCUUCUGGGGGGGUCUGGCAUUAUUUAUGUAAGGUUGUAAAAAGAUGGUUGAAUAUAAUGUAAAAAUGUGUUGAAUAUCAUACAAAAAGAUAUAACUAAACUUGUUGUAGCUAGUGUGUGCCGAGUUCUGAAUAUUUGGACUGUUCUGCUAUGCCGAGCAUCUUGGAAAUAGUUGCGAAAGCUCCGCAUAACCACCACGUAAACGUACGUAAAACAUGCGUUUGUGGGCAACGUGUGUUUGUAGGACAAGCGCGUAUUCUGGCCUUGUUAUGAUUGGUCAGUUGUUAAAUUUAUUGAAAGUCCAGACUGGUCCAUUCUAUUGCUCUCCAUAUUUCAGCCGUUUCUGGAGAUAAGUUAAAUCCCGUAUUCGACUUGCAUGCUUUAAUGUGUCCACAUUAAUGAAUUAUUGCACUACUGGCGAAAUAAGUGAAUUAUUUUUAAGUUGAAUUUCCAUCAAAUAUUUAUCUCAAGUUAAUUCUGUUAACCUUCAAUGUCAGAUAUGUUUUUUUGAGGAUUUGUAUUAUUGAUAAUGUUCUGUUGACAUAAUUUGAAUUCCAAAAUUAAGAAUUAAUUUAUAUGACAUAACAUUAGUAAUUCUAGUAUGGAUAAGUUGAUAUCGGAAAUUGUUACUCAAUGUAAAUUAAAUGAUUAUUUCAACCCAUAAACUAAAUAAUAUCGCUGAUUAAGUAACAAUAAACUUGUAAAAAUUUGUAGAUCAUCACAAAUGUACAAAAGUAUUCAGAACAAUUAAUGAUUUGGAACCGUAACCUGCAUUAGAGAACAAUAGGGAAUUUUCGCAAGUUUAUGUAAACUAUAAUGAACACAGUUACGUCAUCAAAUUUUUAGACAACCAUUACCCUAUUAUAGUAGCAUAUGUCACAAAACGUAGGCGAUUCGUGCCUUUUGCUUGAAUCAAAGAUCAUAUUUAGCUGCUACAGCAUAUCGUCAGGAAUGUUUUAGGCACGAACGAACGACCAUAAUGAUAAAGACGUACUGUAUUCGUUAUCGUAUUCGUUAUCGUUUUCGUAAGGUUGCAAAAUCUCACUAAUAUAGAAUCUGGGACUAUUGGCUACACAGUGUAUCUACUUGCUACUGUAAAAUGUGGUUCCAGUGGCACAACCAUGCGCUAAUUAAAUAUUGUAUGAUUGUAUUCAUCUUCCUACCUUUUAAUAAAUGUACACAUAAAUUCAUCAUUGGCUUUCAUGCAGCGCCAGAUUUGUACUGUGCCUGCACUUACGGUAGGCACGACAUCACGUAUAUUGACGGUUAAUAUUUAGAAACUUGCAUAAUGGUGUUGAUAUCUCUAUUUUAUGCAUUUUCCCCACUUCUGUACUACUUCUGUACUUAUUAAUUAAUAUUAAAACACCAUUGAGGCUGUAUGUUCUGGCAAAUUGAUAAUUAUUGCUAACAAAUGUACAAAUAAAUAAAGGAGAUAAA
This is a messenger RNA of Anneissia japonica, 3345 nucleotides long. RefSeq names its product mRNA export factor-like. Gene Ontology annotation, molecular function: ubiquitin binding; RNA binding. The transcript has 11 exons. NCBI's taxonomy places the organism in Eukaryota, Metazoa, Echinodermata, Crinoidea, Comatulida, Comatulidae. Bases 171 to 1280 code for a protein of 369 amino acids. Gene Ontology annotation, biological process: RNA export from nucleus; transcription-dependent tethering of RNA polymerase II gene DNA at nuclear periphery. Gene Ontology annotation, cellular component: nuclear pore. The record is from RefSeq and is a predicted model, not a curated record.